Anoplopoma fimbria (sablefish) is the source of this 4903-nucleotide messenger RNA. RefSeq names its product E3 ubiquitin-protein ligase CBL-like. NCBI's taxonomy places the organism in Eukaryota, Metazoa, Chordata, Actinopteri, Perciformes, Anoplopomatidae. The record is from RefSeq and is a predicted model, not a curated record. Gene Ontology annotation, molecular function: receptor tyrosine kinase binding; calcium ion binding; SH3 domain binding. Gene Ontology annotation, biological process: negative regulation of epidermal growth factor-activated receptor activity; cell surface receptor signaling pathway. Gene Ontology annotation, cellular component: membrane raft; plasma membrane.
UUGUUGCAGCUUCUGCAUGACAAAUGAUGAGCUUAAGGUAGGGUUGUGUUGUUGCAGAGACGUGUGAAGGGUGAUCGCUGGUUGGUUGUCCCUCUUCAGCACCCCGGGGCUCUUCCCCCCCCGGACACAGAACGAAUUAAUGGCCGGAAAUCCGAGGAGGGGCGCCGGUCUCAUCGGCUUGAUGAAGGACGCCUUUCAGCCCCACCAGCAGCCUCUCCAGCCGCACCAACCUGCAGUGGUCGAUAAGAAAAUGGUGGAGAAAUGCUGGAAACUCAUGGAUAAGGUGGUGCGUUUGUGCCAGAACCCCAAGGUGGCAUUGAAGAACAGCCCACCCUACAUCCUGGACCUGCUGCCGGACACCUACCAGCACCUACGCACCGUUCUGUCCCGAUACGAGGGCAAAAUGGAGAUUCUUGGGGAGAACGAGUAUUUUCGCGUGGUCAUGGAGAACUUGACCAACAAGACCAAGCAGACCAUGAGCCUUUUUAAAGAGGCCAAGGAGAGGAUGUUUGAGGAGAACUCCCAGCCCAGGCGAAACCUUACCAAGCUGUCUCUGAUCUUCAGUCACAUGCUAGCAGAGCUAAAAGCCAUCUUCCCCAAUGGCUUAUUUCAGGGAGACAACUUCAGGAUCACCAAAGCUGAUGCUGCCGAAUUUUGGAGGAGGUCAUUUGGGGACAAGACCAUAGUGCCAUGGAGGACAUUUCGUCAGGCUCUCCACGAGUUUCACCCGAUCAGCUCGGGCUUGGAGGCCAUGGCUCUCAAGUCCACCAUCGACCUCACGUGCAACGACUACAUCUCUGUCUUUGAGUUCGACAUCUUCACCAGGCUCUUCCAGCCAUGGUCGUCUCUUUUGAGGAACUGGAACAGUCUGGCAGUCACACACCCGGGUUACAUGGCCUUCCUGACCUACGACGAAGUCAAGGCUCGACUGCAGAGGUUCAUCCACAAACCUGGCAGCUACAUCUUCAGGCUGAGCUGCACUCGGCUGGGCCAGUGGGCUAUCGGCUACGUGACAGCUGAUGGGAACAUCCUGCAGACCAUCCCCCAUAACAAACCACUCUUCCAAGCCCUCAUUGAUGGAUACAGAGAGGGAUUCUACCUGUUCCCAGAUGGUCGUGCACAGAACCCAGACCUAACAGGGCUGUGUGAACCUUCUCCACAGGACCACAUCAAAGUUACUCAGGAGCAGUACGAGCUGUACUGUGAGAUGGGCUCCACGUUCCAGCUCUGUAAGAUCUGUGCAGAGAACGACAAGGAUGUGAAGAUCGAGCCGUGCAGACACCUGAUGUGCACCUCCUGUCUGACUGCGUGGCAGGAGUCGGAGGGUCAAGGCUGCCCAUUUUGCCGCUGUGAGAUCAAAGGCACAGAGCCCAUCGUGGUGGACCCGUUCCACCCGAAGGCCAGCGGGGCUUCCUUUGCCGGUUUUCAGGCCUCCAGCAGAGCAGAAGCUGCCGCCAAUGACGAGGACGAGGAUGAUCGCCUGGAGGACCACCUUGUCAUGAGCAGGCUGGCCUGCACCAAGGUAGAGCGCCCGGCGUCUCCAGUGUCUCAGCUGCCUCCAGUUCCCCCCAGACUGGACCUCCUGCAGCAGAGACCCUCCAGCUCUCUCAGCGCACAGACUCAGGGAGCCACAGCCAAGAUGGCAGCCACUCACAGAGACAAGCCUCUACCUCUGCCUCCAGCCCUGAGAGAGCUGCCCCCGCCUCCCCCUCCGGAGCGCCCCUCCCUGGUCGGUCAGGACUCCAGACUCCAGAGGAGGCCGCUGCCCUCCACCCCUGACCAGGCCGCCUGGGCCUCCAACUACAUGGUCCCGCGUCCAGCAACCAAGGUCCUGCCCGCCUUGUCCUCCUCCCCUCUGAACAACGGAACCAGUGGAGAAGGAAGCAAACCCCAGGCGGCCACUAACGUUGUCUACUGCCUCGCUGCAAGAUCUCUGCCAGCGUCAGCGGCGUCGAGUGGAGAGAGGCCGAUGUCUGACAGUGAGGAGAAUGAGUACAUGAGUCCCACCUCUCUUCCUGCUGCCGGGGCCCCCUGGGUCAUAACAGGCUCCCUGGUGCCCCCACCUCCGGCCCAGACCAACCACCACAAUGACGUCAGUGAGGUGGCUGCCAGUGACUCUGAGGAACCCAUAGUCUACGAGUCCAUGUGCAACAUCCAGGCCCAGGCUGGUUCCUCUGAGACGGCACAGGCCUCUGAACCCGACCAACCUCAACAUUCAGCUGCGGUUCCCCAGGACAAGAAGGAGGAGAUCGUUGAGGAGGAUAUUUAUGAGUAUGACUGUCCCAGACCGAUCGUCCCUCCGGCCCCCACCAGGAGAACCCUGUCGGAUAUCAGCGGUCCCACAGCGGCCUUCAGCACUCUCAGCAUCGACAGUGCAGUAGAAGCCAGUAUGUUUUCAGGAGUCGCCGAACCUGAACGCCCCCCCAAACCUCUCCCACGGCGAGCCAACUCCGACCGACGGCCUCGGCCUGUAAACCGUGAAUUUCCUGCUCCGUUGCCAGAACUCCCCGGCCCUUCCUCUGCCUCCUCCUCCUCCCCUCCUCCUCCUCCUCCUCCUCCUCCUCCUCCUCCUUCUGGAAGCCAGACCCUCAACGGGGAGAUCGAAUGCUUGGUGUCCCAGGGCUACUCCAUUCAGGACAUCCAGAAAGCCCUGAUGAUCGCCCAGAACAACCUGGAGACGGCCAAGAACAUCCUGCGCGAGUUUGUCUCCAUCGCCACAUAGUCGCUGCAGACACCCCCCCUCUCUGUCUCGUCUCUGUCUCCACUCUGUGCCAUUAUCAUGGAUAGCAUUUACCAAGCACUUUCCUGCAGGGCCACAUGUACUUUACUCUGUAGAGUGAAGUAAAGUAGCUGCGUUCAGGUCACAUCAGAAGAUGCAGACGAAUGAGAUGACAUCAUCGGCAAGUUCUAGUCUUUGAAACAUCCAAAGUCAUUUGUUAUGAACUAACUGCAGCAGGUAUUUGCUUUUAGAAGUGGAGUUUUGUGUUAAAAUAUAUUAUUUUGAUUAUCUUGGACUACUGUUAUGCCAAUGCCAAUUGUUUGACAUUGAAGCCUCAAAAUCUCUUGUUUACUCGUAAUCGCCACUUGAUGAUUGAGGUUUUUUGGCUCCCUUGAAUAGAAAUAUCCGUCGGUCAGCCCAGAUUGGAUUUACGUUUCCGAUAUGACCUGAACGCAGCGUACACGGAGAAUGGAAGCCUUUUAAUGUGAGCUCUCUGUAGCCAAGUUUUUGACCCUGUUGUACUUUGCUGAGGUCCACUCGUGCCGUGGCGUUGUUCCCCCUCAGUCCAGAGUACUUUCUCUCAUUAAGCUAAGUGUUGAAGCUACAGUGAUCAGUAGAAGGACCCUGCGCAUAGUUGUUUCUGACUCGGUUCCCGUUCAGUUUGGUGCUUUUUUACGGGCUUCUCAGCAAAAUUUGUGGCGUACGAAUAUGUAGCGACGCUAGAUCCGUCGGACAAAUUAGUGAUUAACUCUGUGUGUGUGUGUGUGUGUGUGUGUGUGUGUGUGUGUGUGUGUGUGUGUGCGUGCGCUCAAUGCUGAGGAAUGUGAAUGUUCAGUCGCAGUGCAGUAUCGCAGGGCUUCGUUUUCGUACGCGUCACUGUGGCCUCGCUCUGUUUUUUUUCUUUCUCGAUGGUAUUUGACCAUGAAGUUGAACUUGACUCCGUAUUUCCUCUCAGCUCUCGGUCCAGUGAUGGUUCUAUAAUGAAAUAACAAGAUUUAAUGUUUUAAGUACUCUCAUAAAGUGUUGUGCUGAGUGUAGUACUAACUGGCUGGAUUUUCAGAAGUUUAUUUUGUCUUUUAAUUCCAUGAUUGCCUGCCAAUCUUUAUCGGUGGUCUGACACUGAAGGCGGGUUUAUUUACUAAAAAAGCUUCUGUAUACUCUUAUUGUUUCUUACUAAUAAGCAAAAGGACUUUAAAGGGGUAGUUCAGGUUUUUUAAGGGGGGAUGUAUGAGGUACUUAUCCAUAAUCUGUAUAUUACUAACAGUAGAUGGCGAUCAUUACACCCCCAGUUUGGAGAAACGGACAAGAGCACCGCCACAGGAGCAAAGUAAUGUACUAAUACGGCCGGGGUCAGCAGCAGAACGCAUUUAAGCAACCUAAAAAAAAAUCAAUAUCAGUUAUUUUAGAAUGUUUUCAACACUUUAACUUGAUAUUAUAUAUGCUCUCUUUUGAGCAACAAGACUGCAUUGACAAAAACAGUCAUUUAUCUUGCAAAUCACAGGAGUUUCUGGUCUACCGCUGCCUAAAUUUGUUAGCUUGUUUGUGUUAUUGUGUGACUUUUGUAAAUCCUAACCAACCCUUUAAAACACCAAAGACACAUAAUAACACAAACAAACUAACAGAUGGAGGCAGAGGUAAAACAGAAACUCCUUUUUUCUCAGAGGUGAAAUUACCUUUUUUGUCAGAGGAAUCCUCUGCCUUUGAAGAGAGCGGAGAUCAUUUAUUUAGUUCCCUGUCGCAAGGGGCUUUUGUCUGAAGGUAAAGCAGGUAACAUAUUCUAAAUAUAGCGUACACUUUAACGGAUAUAGAUUUUUGUAGGAUGCUUAACCUUUUGCUGCUACUCCUGUCCACAGCGGUGCAUUGCUCUUCCCCUGUGCCGGUAUUCCUAAUUGCUUCUCCAUACUGGUCCUCCACCAUCUACUGUAGGUAAUACACUGACCAUGGAUAAAGACCUAAUACAACCCCAAUUCCAAAAAAAAUUGAACUAGCUCCCUUUAACAUGUCCUGUUAGAUUUCCUCUCACAUGUUGAUGUGAUUUAGCUCAUGUUAUGUACCCAGACCGCUGAGGAAUCAAUGAUGAAGGGAUUUACAUGGAGCCCUAAAGCAAAAAAACAGAAGGUGGUCAUGUGGACUCAGGCACUCCGUAAUAAGUGAGGGUUGAAUGUAAUGAACGCACAGAUGUUG